Molecule: messenger RNA, 5226 nt
Organism: Chaetomium strumarium
Lineage: Eukaryota; Fungi; Ascomycota; Sordariomycetes; Sordariales; Chaetomiaceae
Exons: 2
Coding region: 144-5096 (1650 amino acids)
Source: RefSeq, a predicted model, not a curated record
CAACGCCAUCUUCCUUGUUUUUUCCCCUUCCCUUUUCUGAACCAUUCUUACAUCCGGCAUUUCCACACGCCCACAAGUUUAUCUUAUCCUAUGAGCUCCGAGACGAGGAGGUAGCGACCGCAUGCCCAGCCGCAUCUGCAAGGAUGUUUGGCUCCCGAAGGCACCGCGCACCGAAUCCGCCCCUAACAGCGGCGACUGCGGAUCCCAAUGCUACCACAGCUGCUGCGACUGUCUUCAAACGCCACGAGUCGAAUGCCUCCUUGUCGGCCGCUGCGGCUGCCGCCGCCCUCCGCGCGCGGCCCGCGACACCGACGCGCGUAGAAGACGUGCAGACGAAACGGACUGUGCGCCGGAGCGCAUCCGUCGCAUCCACUCGUACGGCAUCGGGGCAGACCCGCGACCAGUCUGGGCUCCAAAGGCGAGGAAGCAGCGGGUCAAUGACCGAGCGAACCUUUCGAACCCCGAGUCCGCACCGGCCCGGUAGCAGCGGCUCCGGCCACCAUCGAAGUCUGUCUUACAACGUCAAGGACGAUAUGCCACCGGUCCCGGCGCUGCCCAAAAAUAUGGACACGGUGCAGAUUCGGAAGGCAAACAGCAUCCACAUGGGAGCCAGCCCCGUACGCCUUGCCUCUCAGAAGCUUGCUUCCAGGGAUGCGCCAUCUUGGUUUGGCGGCGCGAAAGUAGGGGACCUUGGGAGCGUCCGUAGAACGGAUCCGGCCAUGGCUAGUCCGCCGUCAAGUCCGCUGCAGCUUGUCGCGCACGAGGGGAGUCCGUCUGAUGGAGCAAGGCCAGAUAGUCAGGCGUCCUCAAUCAACUUCUCCUACCCGGCGCGGACAAGGCGCGGUUCCGCGAACUUGGCCCUGAUACCUGGCACGUCUGCCACGACGCAAACCUCAGCCCGCACAAGCCAGGCGCAACCGUUCGUCGAAGAACACCACGCAGGCCAAGCACCGCGGGUUAAGCAGCAGCCAAGAGGGCAAGGGGCAGCACCAACUGGGAGGAGCCAAAAUACUUCAAGUCAGGAACUAGUAUACGACCCCAAUUCGCGACGGAUGGUGCGACAAGCAGACUUGAUGCCCGUCAACCAGGCGCCUCUCAAUGCCUCCCAUCAACGAACCGGCUCGACGAAAAAGAAACAGCGCCCUCAAAGAGCCGGUUCCCAUCUAGCUGCGGGGACAAUGGGUCGCAAUAAGAGUGGACCCUCCUCUGCUGCUCCCUCGGAGAUUCGACCACCGGAUGCGCUGUCACAACCACAGCCGGAGCGACAGGUUCAGCCCACGCAUGCCAUAGAGGCAGGCCCCAUACAUGACACUCGUGUGGCUGCGGAAGACCCACCGGUGAAGGCAAUCAUCAGUUCGCCGAGGAUCGACGCGAAGAGAGUGGGCCAGCGACAGUCUCAAAGCUCAACGGAGUCGGCUCGGAUACCUGUCCCGGACUCGGCGCAGUAUGCGGUGAGGCGACAGCCCUCUGUGGUCCGGGAAGAGCCAGAAGCGGAGGACGCCGAAGACAAGAGGAAAAGCCAGAAUGCCAUUUCGGAUGCGUUGGAUGCAGUGCCUAGGAGACGGAGGGUACACGCAGGGUUAGUCGGCGAGACUGAUGAGUCCGCACAUCCUCCUCAGGAAGGGAUCGUGCCGUCAAAGCGCUCUCCGGGAAGUCCUGCGAAGGCUCGAGCCGAUCUGAGGCUCAACACCAGCUUUGUCGAUAUCUCCGAAGACGGCGAGUCAAAGCCUGCUGCUGAGGUUCGGCUUGUCUCCCGCGAGCGCCCGCAAUCGAGCAGCCCCGCUCGCCAGGCGCAUUUCGGCCCAGUACAGGAUAAUCUGACAGUCAAGCACUCGCCACCGCCUCGAUCAGUCUCACCCAGGAAGUCAGCCCUGAAACAGAUCAGCCCAACGAGGGGCGCAUCACCUUCCGGAGAGUCGUCCGAGGCUUCUGGGAGUGCCAACCAAGAUGCUCCUGUGGGACGCAAGAAAUCUGUUCGCGUGAGUUUCGAGGACGGCGCGGCCGAAACGGCGGGCGAUUCUGCCUCAACCAACCGGAAUGGCUCACCAGUGGUUUCCGAUCCGCUUCACGCCAACCGUCACAGCUGGCUCACGAGCCUCGGUCGCAGUCCGAGAGAUUUGCCGCCUCUUGAUGACGAUGAUGGAUUGAUGAAACCGCGGCCGACUCUGCCGAGCUUUGGCAGCGUGAGGAAUCGCAAGCCGCGUGAUAGCAGCCCAGAUCGGUCCGAGCGGCCACUUGUUCGACCGAAGGCAGAGACCCGGUACAGCUCAUCAUUACUCCCCAGCCCACCGUUUGGUUCCAGCAAUGAUCAUGCUAUCGGCCCGAUCUUGGCCAAUGGGGAUGUGAAAAUGCAGCAAAGCUCCAGGCACGCGGAACAGGCCUUGAUUCCUGGCGAACCCUUACCCCCGGUCGUGACAAGCGUGGAGGGCACCGGCUACUUUAGUGAUAGUUCAGACGUCAGCUCUCUGAUUAGUUCCGAGUUCGACCCAGAGGCCCCCUUACCGAGUACAGGUCCUGGACAUCAGCCAGAUUCAACCGCUGCACUACGUGCUGCCACACCCGAAGCACUCGCCAGCCACUCAGUAGUACGAGCUGGUCAGGAGACGCUCUCUCCUCGGUCCCCCGAGGAGCAGGAGCAGAACUGGUCGUCCGAACCGGAUAUUCCUACGAUCUCUGUGUCACGCCCGACGCCUGUCGUUGAAGAAGACAAAUCGCCUCUGGAAGCUGUCGUGACUGUUCCCGGCGGCUUCCCAGGAGAUGAUUCGGACCAUUCUCCUCCUGCCUCGGCUCAGGGAGGAGACACGCAAAGCCCGAACGUCGCUAAAGCAGGGGAGGCCACCUCAACAGAUACCGGGUUAGCGCAACCAGCUGUUCCAGCCGCCCAGCCCACAACAGCGGAAGACUCGAGCGAUUCUGAGAGCAGCAUCUACAGUGAUGCUUACGAAGAUCUUUCGGAGAUCAGUGGCGAUGGCUUCCAGUCCCUCGAUGCUGUAGUGGAGAGUCCGUUGAGGCAGGACGCUCGCGCAGCAACGCAGACUGAGAACCCACGGAAACAGGUCUCUUCUCCCAAGCCCGCUGAGGAAACUCGCAAGCUCCAGACCGAGAUCUCCUCAGCCACUACCGUGGUUGGAUCACCAGACGUAGAGGCGCCAGAGGAUGAAUGGGAGAAGAUCAAGGCGUAUUGGAAGAGUCUCACAGCAGAGAAGCGGGCGCAGCUGGAAAGAGAGGCAAGAGAAGAGGCAGGCAUUGACGCGGAUCUGGAAGAUGUCAAGUCCGAAACAAGGCCGAAGAAAAAGAAGUCGAUCGAACGCAGGAAUUCUGAACGGAAGGCACUGGCCGCACACAUAACGCAGCACAUGGCGCAGCAGUCAGCAGCACAACCGGAAAAGGAAUCGUCGGCAGAUCCGGAACGCAGCUACAUGAUCAAGCCUGGCGAACGGUGGACUGGGGAGGGCCCGGAGAUCCCUGCCAUGCGGAAGACGAUGCGAGCCGAGCCCGAACAACACCCUACGGUCAUCCCGGCCCAUGGAUCCCGUUUGCGAAAGUCUAUGCGGGCGGACGGCUCGGGGGCUAGCGCCCGUGAUCCUCAGGUGGCGACAUCUCAAGCAACAUCUAAACGCAUCGUUUCAUCCCCUCCGCCCGCUGUCACUUCAACAGCAACAGCACAACACCGUAGGUCAGCUACACAGGUCGGGUCUGACUUCCAGCCUCCUCUCGAACGGCGGGACUCUACAGGCAGCGUCAGCAGCUUCAAGCGUUCCCGGUCCGCUAAAGCCCAGGGCUUUGGGUUCCGUCACUCCAUGAGGCCAAUGUCUCCCCCGUCCACUCAGGGUGAUCGUCGAUCUUCCAAGGCGUUCUCACUAAGGACUAUGUCCCCAGCUAGGGGCUCCGGGCGGGCUGAGCCUACCGUGGCUAACUCUUCCAUGAACAACCCGAUGCGCACAACCUUGCGCGGCUCGUCCACUGGGAGGAAGAGCCCCACCGGCAUACGCAUGCCCUUCGGCCUCUCGUACGGCGGGGGAAAAAAGGGCAGCAGCAAGUCGGGGGGCUCUCGAUUCUCAAGCCGAUUUGCCGACUCGAGCGACGAAGAAGGCGGCGGCAAUAUCUCGUCCGGCUUCCGUAGCCGCUUUGAAGACUCGAGCGACGACGAACCUGUCAUACCGAUCCCCGCCCCGCUUCAGAAGACUGCUACCGCCGCCUCAGCAGCUUCCGCAGGACACAGCCUACGGAAGGAGGCGUCGCUCGCGAGUACCGCACUUCCGGAAGAACUGGAAGAGUCGGAAGGAUCCCAGGAUCCCAGAGCGGUACCCACAGGAGCAGCAGCAUCAGCAAUGGAGACACUCCCCGCCGCGGCAGAAGACGCCAUCACCGUCCGCCGCACCCGGUCAGGCAGGGGCCAACUGCGUCCCAACUCGCAGAUUGCGCCCGCGCCUGCGUCGCAAACUGCUGACAAGGCCAACAAGGAUGGACGCACCUCGAGACGGAGCAGCAUCAUGGCUGCCCUGCGCCAUCGCAAGAAGGACAGCGCGACGGCCAAGAUCGGCCGCCCGGCGGUCACCGAGAGCGCUGCGCGGCGGGAUACCCGUCUUGAGCGGAGCGUGGUUCAGCUCGAGCGGAUCCGCAGCCAACGGGCAGCGGGCGAUGGUGGAGAAGAGGGAGAGGGAGAGGGCGGGGCUGAUGAGACACCGGUCCAAGUGGCGGUACCGGUGGCUAGGAGUCCGCGGUUGCAGAAGCGGGUGAGCAAGAAGGUUCCGCCGCCAGGUGUGGGAACGGGCGCGCAUACCGUUGCCGGCGAUGCUGAUGAAGGCAAUGCUGCCAAUGGCGUGUUGAUCGACGCUGUACCACACGAGGUUGGGGGCAGCUUUUUCCCUCCGGCGCAACACAGACGGUCUUCUACGUCGGGAAAUCUGGGCACCAGGACGCUUGGCGGAGGGUCCAUACCCUUACACCUGCAGCCGCACCGGCGGGUGUCAUCUCUUGGUAUGGAAGUGACCAGCUUGGACGGGUCCGUGGCAGGGAGCAUGGCCGGAGCGUCGUCGACGACAAGGAAGAAACGGUUUGGGCCGCUCAGGAGGAUGUUUGGGCUUAAUUAUUAGAUAUAUAUUUACCUACCUUGUGUGCUCGUUGGUGGUGACGGGAGAGAUGUCGAUAUUGAAAGCAGGGUUGUUGGGCGUGGGUGGGGUAUUAAUACCUCGUAAUCAAAUCAGGGCGGUAUGUAUGUAUAGG